Coregonus sp. 'balchen' is the source of this 2042-nucleotide messenger RNA. The record is from the annotation of a GenBank genome assembly. NCBI's taxonomy places the organism in Eukaryota, Metazoa, Chordata, Actinopteri, Salmoniformes, Salmonidae.
AUGUCCAUACUGCCCUACGUCCCUACUGCCCUACGUCCCUACUGCCCUACGUCCCUACUGCCCUACUGCCCUGCUGCCCUACUGCCCUACGUCCCUAAUGCCCUACUGCCCUACUGCCAUACUGCCCUACGUCCCUACUGCCCUACUGCCCUACGUCCCUACUUCCCUACUGCCCUACGUCCCUACUGCCCUACGGCCCUACUGCCCUACUGCCCUACUGCCCUACACCCUACUGCCCUACUGCCCUACUGCCCUACGUCCCUACUGCCCUACUGCCCUAUGUCCCUACUGCCCUACGUCCCUACUGCCCUACUGCCCUACAUCCCUACUGCCCUACGUCCCUACUGCCCUACUGCCCUACGACCCUACUGCCCUACUGCCCUACGUCCCUACUGCCCUACAUCCCUACUGCCCUACUGCCCUAUGUCCCUACUGCCCUACGUCCCUACUGCCCUACUGCCCUACGUCCCUACGGCCCUACUGCCCUACGUCCCUACUGCCCUACGACCCUACUGCCCUACGUCUCUACCACCCUACCACCCUACGGCCCUACGUCCCUACGUCCUUAUGGCCCUACCACCCUAUGGCCCUACGUCCCUACGUCCCUACGUCCCUACGUCCCUACGUCCCUAUGGCCCUACCGCUAUACGUCCCUAUGGCCCUACCGCCCUACCGCCCUAUGGCCCUACGUCCCUAUGUCCUUACGUCCUAUGGCUCUACCACCCUAUGGCCCUACGUCCCUACAUCCCUACAUCCCUAUGGCCCUACCACCCUAUGGCCCUACGUCCCUACGUCCCUAUGGCCCUACCGCCCUACGGCCCUACCGCCUUACGUCCCUAUGGCCCUACCGCCCUACGGCCCUACCGCCCUAUGGCCCUACUGCCCUACAUCCCUACGUCCCUACGGCCCUACCGCCUACCACCCUAUGGCCCUACGUCCCUACGUCCCUACGUCUCUACGUCCCUACGGCCCUACCGCCCUACCGCCCUACUGCCCUACCGCCCUACCGCCCUACCACCCUACGUCCCUACGUCCCUAUGGCCCUACCGCCCUACCGCCCUACCGCCCUACGGCCCUACCGCCCUACGGCCCUACAUCCCUACGUCCCUACGUCCCUACGUCCCUACAUCCCUACAUCCCUAUGGCCCUACCGCCCUACGUCCCUACGUCCCUACCGCCCCUACCGCCCUACCGCCCUACGUCCCUAUGUCCUUACGUCCUAUGGCUCUACCACCCUAUGUCCCUACGUCCCUACAUCCCUACGUCCCUACAUCCCUAUGGCCCUACGUAAUAAUAAAAUAAUAAUAUGCCAUUUAGCAGACGCUUUUAUCCAAAGCGACUUACAGUCAUGUGUGCAUACAUUUUUACGUAUGGGUGGUCCCGGGGAUCGAACCCACUACCCUGGUGUUACAAGCGCCAUGCUCUACCAAUUGAGCUACAGAGGACCCUACAUCCCUAUGGUCCUACCACCCUAUGGCCCUACGUCCCUACGUCCCUAUGGCCCUACCGCUAUACGUCCCUAUGGCCCUACCGCCCUACCGCCCUAUGGCCCUACGUCCCUAUGUCCUUACGUCCUAUGGCUCUACCACCCUAUGGCCCUACGUCCCUACAUCCCUACAUCCCUAUGGCCCUACCACCCUAUGGCCCUACGUCCCUACGUCCCUAUGGCCCUACCACCCUAUGGCCCUACGUCCCUACGUCCCUAUGGCCCUACCGCCCUACGGCCCUACCGCCCUACGGCCCUACGGCCCUAUGGCCCUACUGCCCUACAUCCCUACGUCCCUACGGCCCUACCGCCUACCACCCUAUGGCCCUAUGUCCCUACGUCUCUACGGCCCUACGGCCCUACCGCCCUACCGCCCUACGGCCCUACGGCCCUACCGCCCUACGUCCCUACGUCCCUACGUCCCUACGUCCCUACGGCCCUACGUCCCUACGUCCCUACGGCCCUACGUCCCUACGGCCCUACGUCCCUACGGCCCUACGUCCCUACCGCCCUACCACCCUACCGCCCUACCGCCCUACCGCCCUACAUCCCUAUG